Molecule: messenger RNA, 2202 nt
Organism: Geodia barretti
Lineage: Eukaryota; Metazoa; Porifera; Demospongiae; Tetractinellida; Geodiidae
Source: the annotation of a GenBank genome assembly
AUGAAACUCUGCCUGAUCCAGAUGAACAGCACGCCCGACCAUGCGGAGAACGUGGCCCGCGCAGCGACCCAUAUCGACCGGGCCGUUGCGGCCGAGUUGCCCGAUCUCGUGGUCGUGCCGGAGUUCUUCAACCACCCCUAUGUCUUCCAGUAUCGCGACUACCGGCAUAUCGACGAGGCGGAGAGCGCGGACGGCAUCGCCAUCUCGGCCAUGCGCGCCAAGGCACGCGAGCACGGCAUCCACAUUGUCGCCACGAUCUUCGAGGCAGAAUCCGCCGGCAUCUGCUACGACAGCGCCAUCGUGAUCGACCCUUCGGGCGAGAUUCUCGGCCGCUACCGCAAGGCUCAUCCGGCGGCGGUCCGCAGCCUGGAGAAGAUCUAUUUCCGCUACGGCUCGCACUUCCCCGUGUUCAGGAUCGGCGACUGGCGGGUCGGCAUAAACAUCUGCUACGACACGUUCUUUCCCGAGUCCGCGCGCUGCACCGCGGUCAACGGCGCCGAGCUGAUCGUGGUCCCCUUCGCCUGCCCGCCCAUCGCCUGCUGGCGCGAGACCAUGCGGACCCGCGCCUUCGAGAACGGCGUCUAUUUCGCCCCCUGCAACAAGGUGGGGGCUGGAAGGGGAGUGGACCUUCGGCGGGCGCAGCAUGAUCGUCGCCCCCGAUUCCGAGGUGCUGGCCGAAGCGGGCGACGAAGGCGACGAGACGAUCACGGCGACCCUCGACCGUGCCCGUGUCUUCGAGGCCCGCCGCGCCUGGCCAAUGUUUCGCGACCGCCGCCCCGACCUCUACACGUCCAUCACGACGCCGACGGAAGACAUCCCGCGGACCGACUGAUCGCGGUGGCUUGGGGAAUGGAGACUGCAAGACGGACCCUGGCAGCCGCCGGCUUGGUCUGCAUUCUGGCCCUUGUCGGUGCGGCGUUGCCGGUCGCGGCCGCCCUUGCGGCGCUGGAGGAGGGCGCGGCCGGACCCGCUGCGCGCACGAUCCCCGUCGCACCGGUCGAUCCCGACAGCACGGCCGGGCGGAUCGUCCUUCCCGUCGCCGAUUGGCUGGAGGAGCGCUUCGGUUCCGGCUCCGAGACGAUCCGGCUCACGCUCGAUGCGCCGCUGUGGGCGGAGGAGCGGGAAGGCACCGUCACCCUCCAUCUUCCCGGCGCGAGGCUCGUGGAGCCCUCCGCGCCCCACAUCCACGAAAUUGCCUACGACUUCGAGGCCGCGCUGCCGGCGAUGAUCGACAAGGGGCGAGAGAGACUGGCGAUUGGCGGGGGCGCAGUCUCCGGCACGUGGCGGUCCGAUCUGGAGAUCACGACCAACCUGGAGGCCAAUGCCGCCAACCUUCGGCUCUUCGAAGGCACGGGGUCGGAUGCGGUGGAGACAAUGUCACUGGGGGCGCUCGCCGUCGCGGACGAGCUGGUCGAGGGCGCCGACGGGCUUUGGGACGGCCGCUCCAUGCUCAGUCUGUCCGACCUGGAGGGCGAGGGUGUCACCCUGGGCCGGGUCGAGAUCGCGGGCAGCUUCGAGGACUUCGAUCGCGAUUUGAUCCUGCAGACGCGCGGGGACGUCGGCUCGUUCACAGGCGGUAUGGGCGGGCCGACGGCGCUCGCGGACGUUCUGACGCCCCUCAUCGGCGGGCGCUGGGGGCGGUCCGAGUUUUCGGUCGUGUUGCAGGACUUGACGGCGACCGACGACGGCACCGGCUUGACCGAUGGCGGCGAACUUUCGCUCGGCCGGCUGGAGUGGCGGGUCGAUCUCGACGGACGAACGGACCUCGCAGGCCUCGCCACGCGAAUCGCGAUCAAACCCGCGAGCCCCAAACGUGGAUCGAUAGCGGAUACCGUCCUCGCGCAUCUGGACGCGGCGGAUUCCGCAUUCGAGCUUCGGGACAUCCACGUGGCUGCGCCGUCAUACGAGCUCCGUGCCGAUGGCCGGUUCCAGGUCGAGCCGGCCAGCCUCUUCGGCAUCAUCGGCCGCUUGGAUGCCCGCAUUCGGGGGCUGAGCUCUCUCAUGGCGCUGGCUGCGGGGGAGGGGGAGGAGGACGCGGUGGCGUUGCUGAUCGUCCUCCAGGGUCUCGGCAGGCCGGUUUUCGAGGAGGGUGCGGACGAGCCAUUUUACGCCUAUGAGAUCGACUUGCGCCGCGACGGCGGCGUCACCGUUAACGGCAUUCCCUUCGACAUGCUGCUCCCGAGCGGCCUCUCGCCCCAAUGA